AUGGCUGCAUUGGCCCCUCUCGCCCAGCUGUUAGACGCAAGUCUUGAUCCCAGGCAGAACAAAGAAGCGGAACUCAAAAUCAGAGCCGAAGAGAAGAAGCCUGGCUUUGCUCUACUCCUCCUCCAUAUCACUGCCUCUAGCGAGUUCCAGUAUAACACGAGACUUGCAAGCGCCCUCUUCUUCAAGAACUUUAUCAAGCGCAACUGGACCGAUGUGGAAGGAAACUACAAACUACCUCAACAAGAUGUUACCGCCAUCAAGACCGAGCUCGUGGGGCUUAUGAUCGCUGUACCCCGAGGCAUUCAAACUCAGCUCGGUGAGGCCAUUAGUGUCAUCGCUGACAGUGAUUUUUGGGAGCGCUGGGAUACGUUGGUGGAUGACCUCAUUUCUCGACUCAAGAAGGAUGAUCCUGUCGUCAAUGCCGGUGUGCUCCAAGUUGCACAUUCAAUCUUCGCAAGAUGGCGGCCUCUGUUCCGCUCGGACGAGUUAUUCACUGAGAUCAACCACGUACUUUCUAAGUUUGCCCAACCCUUCCUCACUCUAUGGCAGAAUCUCGAUGCCUACAUCGACAGUCAUAGUAAUGACAAGGUUGCCCUCCAAAAUGCUUUCACCGAGCUUGACCUCGUUAUGCAGUUGUUCUAUGAUCUUUCUUGUCAAGACUUAUCCCCCGUGUUCGAAGACAAUCUCCAGGGCAUUUCCGGGCUGCUCAAGAAGUACCUGGAAUACGACAACCCCCUCCUACACACAGAUGAUGAGUCGGAAGCCGGUCCUCUCGAAAACAUAAAGGCAAACAUCUUUGAAGCAUUAACACUCUACAUUGGCAAAUACUACGACGACUUCUCCAAAUAUGUUGGCAACUUCGUGGGAAGCUCAUGGCAUUUGCUGACCAAUACUGGACCAGACCCUAAAAAUGACAUACUUGUCAGCAAGGCUUUGCAAUUCUUGACAUCUAUCGGAGGCAUUAAUGAGCAAGCGCAGACCUUUGGCGACGCAAACACCCAAACACAAAUCAUCGAGAAGGUCAUCCUUCCCAAUGUCGCUUUACGCGAUUCUGAUGUGGAGACUUUUGAGGAUGAACCGAUCGAGUUUAUUCGACGCGAUCUUGAAGGUUCAGACAGUGAAACUCGGAGACGAGCUGCUGGUGAUUUUCUUCGCCAACUCAGUGACCAAUUUGAACAAUCCGUGACAGGUAUAGCCAUGACUUAUGUCCAAAAAGCCCUGGACGAGUUUUCGCGUAACCCACAAGAGAAUUGGCGAGCCAAGGACAUGGCUGUCAGUUUGUUCUUUGCGCUUGCAUCCAAAGGUGUCACGACCUCUACUCAUGGCGUCACCAAGACAAAUAGCCUCGUGGACAUUGGCGACUUCUUCUCGAAGAACCUCGCUCUCGAUCUGCAAAACGAUGAUACCCAUCCUCUGCUCAAGGUUGAUGCCAUUAAAUACCUGUACGUUUUCAGAAGUGUCAUCACAAAAGACCAGUGGCAGUCGGUCAUGCCUCUCCUUGUCAAUCACCUCGGAAACCCAAAUUAUUGCGUGUACACAUACGCCGCUGUGGCAGUCGAGAGGGUGCUGGCUUUGACGGACGACACUGGCAAGCCAGUCAUCGAUACAUCCAAUAUCACGCCACUGGCACCAAGCCUGCUCGAGCAUCUCUUUAGUCUCAUUGAGAAAGAUCAAGCGCCGGAAAAAAUCCAAGAGAAUGAAUUCCUCAUGCGCUGUAUUAUGAGAGUUUUGAUAGUCAUCAAAGAGGGUAUCUCUGCCGUGGCUCAGAGCGUCUUACAGCAUCUCACAACCAUCACAACCAUCAUUUCAGCAAAUCCCAGCAAUCCCAGAUUCUACUACUAUCACUUCGAAAGCAUUGGCGCCCUUAUCAGAUUCACCCCAGCAGCGCAGUCAGAAGCCUUGGGGGCCGUUCUAUUCAACCCAUUAGUCGCCAUCUUAUCGGGUGGUGUCGAGGAAUUUAUACCUUACGUCUUCCAGUUGAUGGCCGCUUUGCUGGAGGCUGAGCCAUCAAAACCUUUACCUGAUCAGUAUCAGCCAUUGAUCGCGCCAAUCAUCGCCCCCACAUUAUGGGAGCAGCGUGGUAAUGUUCCAGCUCUGGUAAGGCUUCUUUCAGCGAUCAUUGUUCGAGCCCAACAACAAUUGGUCAGUGGCAACCAAGUCGAACACGUCCUGGGAAUCUUCCAGAAGUUGGUAUCGACCAAGGUCUACGAAAAUUUCGGGUUUGAUUUGCUGGAAGGUGUCAUUUCGACCUUCCCACCCGCCGCAUUGGAUCAAUAUUGGGUACAAAUCUUGAACAUCAUGCUCGCACGUCUGCAAAACAAACAGACCCAGUCGUUCACAUCCAAAUUCAUCCGAUUUUACCACUUUGUAUCAUCACGAGACGACAAGGGACUCGGAGCCGAUUUCUUCAUCGCAGCCACCGAUCGCGUUCAGCAAGACAUCUUCCGUCAGCUGUACCUCAGCAUCAUCCUACCCAAAACCCAGGAACUCGCCCGCCCUCUGGACCGCAAAGUCGCAGCCAUAUCCUUCACCAAAACCCUUGCCGACUCCCAAGCCUUCGUGACCCGCUAUCCCAAGGGCUGGCCCCUAACACGCAACGCACUGCUUAAACUGCUUGAAGACCCCCCCUUGCCCCCCAAGGCCGACGACCACAUCACCGAACUCGACGUCGAAGACUCGGGCUUCGGCGUCGGCUUCACACAGCUCAACACCGUGCGCCCACCAGUCAAAGACCCCUUCGCCGAGGUGACGGAUCUGCGCAAAUGGGUCGGCCAGUAUCUCAAGGCCGCGGACCAGCGCCACAACGGCAGGAUCGGACAGACGGUCAACGCGACGCUGAGCCCCGAUGCAACAAAGGUUCUGCAGGCUUAUAUGACGCUGUGA
Molecule: messenger RNA, 2883 nt
Organism: Exophiala bonariae
Lineage: Eukaryota; Fungi; Ascomycota; Eurotiomycetes; Chaetothyriales; Herpotrichiellaceae
Exons: 2
Coding region: 1-2883 (960 amino acids)
Biological process (GO): protein import into nucleus; protein export from nucleus
Cellular component (GO): cytosol; nuclear envelope
Molecular function (GO): nuclear export signal receptor activity; small GTPase binding
Source: RefSeq, a predicted model, not a curated record